Molecule: messenger RNA, 1461 nt
Organism: Impatiens glandulifera
Lineage: Eukaryota; Viridiplantae; Streptophyta; Magnoliopsida; Ericales; Balsaminaceae
Product: ent-kaurenoic acid oxidase 1-like
Exons: 9
Coding region: 1-1461 (486 amino acids)
Biological process (GO): brassinosteroid homeostasis; sterol metabolic process; brassinosteroid biosynthetic process
Molecular function (GO): iron ion binding; heme binding; monooxygenase activity
Source: RefSeq, a predicted model, not a curated record
AUGGAGUACACAGUUGGAAUAUUGUGGGUGACAUGGGCUUUGGGAACACUACCUCUAAUGGGGCUGGCUUUGUGGUUCUGGAACGAUAUUCGAUAUUGCUUUCCUCACCGCAAGUCGACACUCCCACCUGGCCAUAUGGGUCUUCCGAUCAUAGGGGAGAUGCUCAACUUCCUUUGGUAUUUCAAAGUCAUUUGUCGCCCCGACGACUUCAUUAAUGCCAAGCGACAAAAGCAUGGUAAAGGAGAGGAGAUGUUUAGAAGUCACUUGUUUGGUUCACCCUCGAUCAUAGUGUGCUCACCAUCUAUGAGCAAGUUUGUACUCCAAUCUUCGGAUGAUCUUUUCAAGAUGGCCUGGCCAUCCAUUGAGAUCAUAGGACACAAGUCUUUGGUUUCGGUUCAUGGAAUCGCACACAUGAGAUUAAGGAAUUUUAUACUUAAAAUUGUCAAUCAACCGCAAUCCCUCCGACAUACCGCUAGUUUGGUGCAGCCACGCAUUGUCAAAACCCUAGAAUUAUGGGCACAUAAGGGCAGAGUUAUUGCCUCUCAUGAAAUCAGAAAGGUAACAUUUGAAAAUAUUGGAAAGUUCUUUGCGGGUUUUGAGCCCGGGCAUACAAUGGAUUCAUUAGCAAAAUUCUAUGAGGGGGUCAUAAAAGGAUUUAGGGCUACUCCUUUAGAUUUUCCUGGAACCGCUUAUCGUCACGCCCUACAGAGUAGAAAAAAGGUGAUAGCAAUAUUCAGGGAUGAAAUGGAGAAGAGAAGGGAGAAUAAGGAGUAUGCGAUGAGCAAAAAGAACGAUGUUUUGAAUGGGUUGAUGGAAUUGAAAGAUGAAGAUGGGAACAACCUAGAUGAAAUUGAAAUACUUGACAAUAUUCUUAGCCUUGUGGUUGCAGGAUAUGAAUCUACAUCUCUAUCAAUAAUGUGGGCUAUUUACAACCUCGCAAAAUACCCCGAUGUCCUCGAAAAAGUUCGGGAGGAGAAUAUGAAACUUAGGAAAAGAAAGAAUGGGCAGUUCAUUACUAGUGAUGAUAUUGCUAAUGAAUUGAAAUAUACAAAUAAUGUGGUGGAAGAAACUAUUCGAGUGGCUAAUGUAUCAGCAUUUGUGUUUCGGACUGUCUCAGAAGAUAUCAUAUACAAAGGCUAUAAGAUUCCAAAAGAUUGGAAACUCAUAGUAUGGUCAAGAUAUAUUCAUACAAAUCCUGAAUAUUAUGAAGAUCCAAUGUGCUUCAAUCCAGAUAGAUGGAAUAAACCGUCAAUACCCGGAACAAAUCAAGUAUUCGGGAUGGGCCCUAGAACUUGUGCUGGGAACAUGUUGGCUCGUUUGCAAGUCGCCAUAUUUAUUCAUCAUCUAGCCGUUGGAUACGAGUGGAAACUAGUGAAUCCAGACGCGAAAAUAAUUUAUCUUCCACACCCGAAACUCGCUGAUGGAGUCGAGAUUCAUUUCACUCGACUUGAGUCUAAGUAG